Molecule: messenger RNA, 426 nt
Organism: Hydra vulgaris (swiftwater hydra)
Lineage: Eukaryota; Metazoa; Cnidaria; Hydrozoa; Anthoathecata; Hydridae
Source: RefSeq, a predicted model, not a curated record
AUGACUAAUAAUUCUUAUGUAUUAAUUUUUCUAACUGUGGAAUCAGAUAUAGGAUUUAAACCAUUAACAUUUCCUAACUUCCUAAUUUUUAUUUGCAGUAACAUGUCUUUUAAGUUUGCUAUCGUCGAGUUUAUAAGUAAUCAUAGUGUAGCCACUAUUCCAGUGUCAUGGUUUGUUUCAGAAGAGGAAGAAGAGUGCUUCUUUCCUUCUAAAGUAAGCAGAAAUACAAUUAAAAAGCUUGUUAGUGAUCAGUGUGAGUCAUUGGUAACUUGGCCAAAGUUUUUUGUUAGAGUUCUGGGAAGAGAAGCAACUUAUGAAAGGGCUGAAGAAAAGGUAACAAAAGCCUUGAGUCAAUCAGACAUUGGCACAACUAACCAAGAUGCUCCAGUGCGCAAACAAACCUUAAAGACGAAUAAACAUGGGUAA